AUAGAGUAGAUAACCUCUAUAGCAAUUUCUCCUUUGAAUAAAAACGUUAUAUUUCUUCAAGACGUUUAAUAAAAAUAAUAGCUUAGGAGAGUUAAAAUGGGAGAGAAGAAAAAGUUUGUUAUUGAUGUCGAUUGCGGAAUCGAUGACGCAGAUGCUCUUUGUAUGGCAAUAUCUUCUCCAGCAAUAGAGAUUGUUGGUAUUACGUGUGUAUCAGGGAAUUGUCAGGUAAACCAAGUAUUGAUCAAUACUCUGAGAGUUCUAAGGGCUUGCGAUAGAUUAGAUAUUCCAGUUUAUAAAGGAUGUUCCAAACCCCUCAUUGGUUAUCGAAAAGGAACAAGAGAUGGAACUUACUUUCACGGUAGGGAUGGCUUAGGAAAUAGUCCUGAUCCUGAAGGUGAUGUUGAUCUUUCCUUGAUAAAAAAAGAGUCAGCUGUUGACGCUUUGAUAAGAUUGUCACAAAUGUACCAAGAUGAACUAGUAGUUGUUGCUUUGGCUCCUUUAACUAACUUGGCUGUAGCGUUGAGAAUAGAUGAUGAGUUUGCGAAACGAAUCAAAGAGUUGUACAUUAUGGGUGGUAAUUUAACAGGAGUUGGUAACGUAUCUAGGGCAGCAGAAUUCAAUUUUUAUAGCGAUCCAGAAUCUGCAAAAAUUGUUCUUAAAGAAUACAAGUGUCCUAUUACGAUGAUUUGUUGGGAACCAUGCUCUGAGUGUCCAUUAUCUUGGGAGUGGUAUGAUCGUAUUACUACUGGAAAUAGUAAAAAGUGCCAAUUUCACAAUAGAAUUUAUAAAUCGGCUCUUGUCGGAAAAAGAAAUAUGCCCAACUAUUAUGCUUGUGAUCCUAUAGCUAUGGCUGUAGCUAUCGAUAAUGAUGUAGCCAGCGAAACAACCCUGAAAAAUUGUGAUGUUAAUACAAGUGAAAGCUUAACUAGAGGACAAAUGUCAGUUGAUUUGAAAAAUGAUGAUUCUCUCAACUACAACGCAAAGAUUGUUUUAAAAUUGGAUACGGAUAAGUUAUCCAAAUUAUAUGAAGCUGCUUUUGACUAUAAAUAAAUGUUUAUUAUACCCGAUUAAAGACUUAUUCUUACUUAACCUUUCAAUCCAAAUAUAGAUUACAAGUAGGAUAAUUUAGUACGUCAACAGAGUUCAAUAUACUUUCCACGUAGUUAACAUUUAUAAUUUACAUAAAAAAUAACCUAAAUCAUACUAUUCUG
Dimorphilus gyrociliatus is the source of this 1211-nucleotide messenger RNA. Lineage: Eukaryota; Metazoa; Annelida; Polychaeta; Dinophilidae. The record is from the annotation of a GenBank genome assembly.